AUGGAAACGCAGGAUGGUACCACCCAAGAAAAUCCAGAUAAAGCAGCCAAGAAAGAUGAGGCAGACCCUUUCGAGUUUGCUAUGAAAGUCAUUAUAAACCAUUGUCGCGGAAUAUACGAAUGUUGUCUAAGUAUUCACUAUUUCAAAGAAGUAUGGUUAAUACAGUGCAAGUCUACUGCUCAGAAGUUGCUAGAUCAUGGACUGGAUCAAGAGCGGAAUCGUCUGUCUGCAACAGCUUCAACGUUCAUUGAGCUGACCCGCCGAUGGGCGAAAAUGAUAGUUAGUCAGUCUUGUAUUAAGAAUAAUCAACGUAGCUUUGUUUAA
Molecule: messenger RNA, 324 nt
Organism: Auanema sp. JU1783
Lineage: Eukaryota; Metazoa; Nematoda; Chromadorea; Rhabditida; Rhabditidae
Source: the annotation of a GenBank genome assembly